AUGGUGGUGCGUGUUAACUUUCGCCCGCGAAGUUCUACGAAAGGAACAAACAUGAAUGGUUUCUCUAUUUACAACAACAGCAUAGUACUGCUGUUCGGAACAAUGAUCCUGUUUCUAAUGACCUCUCUUGCAUUUUCUGCGCCAAUGGAGUCUGAAGACGAGCAAUCUGAAAAUACCCUAAUCGGCAGAGCUGUUCUUGGUGACGGAGAUUUAACAUGGGAUGCCAUCAACACGGCUGCUCUGCGCAAGAUGAUUAUGCAGAUGGAUGCUGAGGAGAGACUAGGAAUGAACCGAGAGACUCGAUCGUGGCCCAGGCAGAGCCGUGGUUGGGGCGCCCGGAACUUAGACGGUCAGAUGAAUCGCCCCUGGCGCGCGGACAAACGUCAGGCCCGUUUCCGGCAAUGCUACUUCAACCCUAUCUCCUGCUUCCGGAAAUAA
Leptosia nina is the source of this 438-nucleotide messenger RNA. NCBI's taxonomy places the organism in Eukaryota, Metazoa, Arthropoda, Insecta, Lepidoptera, Pieridae. The record is from the annotation of a GenBank genome assembly.